This is a messenger RNA of Porites evermanni, 12598 nucleotides long. Lineage: Eukaryota; Metazoa; Cnidaria; Anthozoa; Scleractinia; Poritidae. The record is from the annotation of a GenBank genome assembly.
AAAUCCUGCAAUCUGAUUGGUUCCGAGAGCAAGCGGUAUUUUACGAUUUUGCCCGCUAACCUGAGCGGAAUCGUUGGCAGCUUCAUUUGUUUGUUGUUUGUGAAUGAUCAAAAACCGUCAUUUUCAAACCAUUUUUCUCUUAAAGCUUGCGCUGUUAUUAGCAUUAGCUAGGGAAAAGUGAAUUUUGUUAUUCGGACCAAAAAUUUGAAGGGAGAAUCAAGCAAGUCAGCCUGGAAAACCGCUAAAGUAAAGCAAUACAGGUGACUCGUGAUGUCGCUUCACUAGCUUUACAACCGCGCUGUAAGUACUGCAAUCUCGCUUUUAUGCACCGUUUAUUGAACAUUUUUGCUCUGUUUGACUGUUUUGUUUUCCAUUUUUGCUGUAUGAAUCUAGAUUCUGACCUUUUUCAUUGAAUUUUGCCUCGCUAGUUCUCUAUUUAUCAGAAAAGGUUGUUGUCAAUUAUUCCAUCUAACUUUCAAUCUUAAAUAAACAACACGAAUCACUUUUCCAGCAGUCGGUUAUCACCGUUUUCAUUUCCUUGUUCAUAACUUGUUACUCACAUCGCCUUCUUUUAUUCGAAUUCAAUUCAAAACCUUAAAAUUGGUAUGUGUAAUUAGCUCUUUUUACAAAGCCUUUGUCCAGUUUUCAUCCCACUCGAUUGAACUAAUCUUAAAGCAAUUUUUGAAAGAUUCAGCCGCAGAAAAUCCUUGCUGUAUUUUUUCUUGGCGCUUUUAAUAUCAAGCUCGUCAAUUCUUUUAUACUUGUUUGACACUCAGAUUAUGAAUAGUCUAACAAGACACAAAAACCUUUCUUUAUUCUAAAAGAAAGCAGUAAGUGCCAUGACAUAAAUAGUCCAGCUUCGAAUUAAAAAUUACCGCUGAAUAUAAACAUUAACGACACAUUUAUACAGGGUUAGCCUCGACGUGAAGUAAGAUANCAGUUUUCAUCCCACUCGAUUGAACUAAUCUUAAAGCAAUUUUUGAAAGAUUCAGCCGCAGAAAAUCCUUGCUGUAUUUUUUCUUGGCGCUUUUAAUAUCAAGCUCGUCAAUUCUUUUAUACUUGUUUGACACUCAGAUUAUGAAUAGUCUAACAAGACACAAAAACCUUUCUUUAUUCUAAAAGAGAGCAGUAAGUGCCAUGACAUAAAUAGUCCAGCUUCGAAUUAAAAAUUACCGCUGAAUAUAAACAUUAACGACACAUUUAUACAGGGUUAGCCUCGACGUGAAGUAAGAUAUUCAGAAAUUCUGGCAAGUAAGUGUUUGAAAUUUGAAUACAGCUAUUUCGAGAAAGGUUGUCGGAGAAAUGUCCACGCGACAAUCCCGAAAGGUAAUAUGGGAUAUGAUCAAUACACUGUUCCUGACUUUGUAGCCGUCGAACCUACUUUUGUUGCUUUCCUUUAGCACUUGCAGACAUAAGUCCAUGGCCUCUCGUGCCAUUCUAUUCUGACUUUCUUUGAAGAACAGUGACCUCAAAAUCACCCACAAUAACUUUCGAGAUUGUCGCGUGCACUUUUUCCGACAACCUUUCUCGAAAUAGCUGUAUACACAAUAGACAGAGUAAUAAACAUGUCUUUUUCUCGUUGAAAUUUGUGAAUAUAUUACUUCAGAUUGAGGCUAAGCCUGUAAAAAAUGCGUCUUCACUUCUUUAAUUCAGCGGUCAUAGCGAACUCGAAAAUGCGAGCUAAAAAUCAUGCUGUAAUGUUUUGUUUUGGUUUGCAAUCGAUCGCGCGCUUCAUCAACACGAACGCCUCCUACUUCAACACACAUAGGUUGGAGAGUGAAGGAAAAUUUUCCUUGAAACUUUUAAAUCUCGGUUGGAAAAAAAUAAAAAUGUUAUUCACCGGCCUGGGUCGGUCCGUAUUGGGAGAAACUGUACCCUCGGUCUGAGUACCGGCCUCGGGCGGUACUCAAGACCUCCGGCAUAGUUUCUCCCAAUACGGACCUCCCAGCCGGGGAAUAACAUAUAUGUUUCUCUUGUCUAUAAGGAGGUGAAGCCAAAGAAGUACAAGUUCUUUACUGCAUUUGUUUGCGAAAAACCGAAAUUGUUAUACUUGAUAGUAAAAAAGAGUAGCAAAUGAAAGUUAGUCCAUUAAUUCCUUCAUAUCUCCUGUUGUUGCCUUUCGUGUGAUUUUUUAGUCGAUUUUUGCUCUUUAAGGUCUUCCUCUGUUUUGCCCUCUAUGUAUACCUGUCGAUUUUUACAAAAAAAAAGAAAAAACAAAAAAAAAAACACACACACAAAUAUUAUUUGAGCUUUGGCUACCCAAGUGCAAAUCUCAAAAAGUCUAAACUAGUAAUCAAUAAUCCAGCUCUUAUUAUAAAUUAUAUCUGCUUCGAUGAACAACCAUAAUCUAUUACUUGACAAUUCUUUACUAGUUGUAUCCCCAGACCACUAAACGACGACUGCUUAUGGAAGUUAAACACGAGUUAGACCUGAGGACAGACAGACAACAUCCGUGUCAUCCGUGUCAUGAUGUACGAGGCUCCCAAUAGUUUCUCAGUGAGACUAAGCCAAGACUAACUCUGCGGGUAACUCAAAAGCAUUUUAGGCCUUAUAUCUCCACAACGCUUUUAUGUAGCCUGCUUCACUUGACUUAGCCCCCGGGACUUAAGUUCAGAAAAACAGCCGACAUUUCGCUCCGCCAACACAGGUUUCCACUCGAAAUGCAUGAAGUCUAACGAACGAGCGUAGAAAUUCCAUACUGAUGACUCGUCACUUCAAUUCCCAGAUCUGGGUAGUGCUUCUGAUUGGUUGAAGCUAAAUACUAGUAACUCUGCCUUUUUUGUCUGCUUGCUUUAUUUCUUCUCCUAAAACUUUUUCUUAAGGAUAAACGCAGGGUUUGAUAACACAAUUUUCAGUAGUGAUGUUCUUGGUCAAAAUUGUAGACAGCAAGAAGUAAUCGAUUGAGAGGGUCUUAAUGGGGUGGUACUUUUGAAGGUUGACGGUAAAUUUUUUCCACUUUUGAAGGUUGACGGUUAAAUUUUACAGCUUUUGAUGGUUGACGGUUAUUAAGUGGAAAUUUAGUCCAAACGUCAGGGAAAGGAAAUGUUAACUUCUAUAUAUGAAUAUAUACUAACUGGUAAAACUUCGAAAUAUUUUCAGAUAUAAGCAAGUUGUAAGGUCUUGUAAUGUCUAGAAAAAGUGUUUUUCAAAACAUGGGUACUUGCGUGUUUUUCCAGUUUAGAGGUUUAUAUUUUUCCGGAGCCAGAAUCUCGUGAAGAUCAGCUGAAAUAGUGAGAUUUGAAGUACCUUGAAACUUUUCAACGGUUAAUAUUAAUCUGCACUUUUGACGGCUGAAGGUAAAAAUCCUUUUAUUACGGUUAACCCCAUUGACCUCUCGAUUAACUGAUUCAUUGAAAAAUCGAGUUGUGCAGAAAAACUUACAGUAGCAUUAGGAACGAUUUACGUUACAAAUUUGGUUACCAUAGCUUCAAGAAAACAAAUAUUUGUUUGAGAUAGUCAAAAUAUCUUGCCCAUCGUGAUCACAGCCGACAACAAAGAAUUUUCCCGAUUGGCGGGCAAUUACGACCGGUAAAGAUCAACUGUAGAAAAAUAAAUCUUACAAAACACACUACUAUUUAAGCUCAAUAGGGGAGUUAACAAACAUCUGUCCAGUGAAGUAUGAUAACUGGUUGGAUUUUCUAAAGCUUGGGACAGCUGCAGGAAGGAAAAAUAAUAAUAAGUUCUUAUUUCGCACGCAAGAUUUUAGAAUUAAGGAUAAUUUUCAGACUGAAGUCCAAAGAAACUCACCGACUUGAUUCCUACAUUAAAUAAUAUGUAGGUGUGGUAUUGAAUGCAUUCGUGCAGUUUCAGUGUUUAGUUUUACCUUUUAAGAAGCUUCUGAAAUUUGCAUUUUAAUUAGUGGUCUUUAAAGAAAGCGCAGUUUCUAUUUAUUUCAUUUUCUCAGUGAUGAAGCUUGAUUUCUGAGCUGAAACUUGACAACCUUGUUUAUUGUCAGUGAAAGGCGACAUUUUCGCUUUGCAGAGAAUCAAGCGAUCGCAAAGGUAUUUUUAUUGGAAAAAUUCGCAUUUUAGACUUGAGCACCGUUCAUAGGUUUUCCUCAAGGGGAAAUGCAAACAGUUUUAGCUUGUGACUAAAAAGUAUGCCUUAUUUAUUUUGUAAUUGUGUUUAACAGUUGCGGAGUAAUGUGAUGGUUAUUAUAUUUUCUCAUUAGCUGCUCUUGACCAUGAGUCGCAAACUUGGAAAAUAUUUUAUGGCGAAAUUAUGUAUCUUUAUCUCAUUCGCAUCGAUUUCAAAUGGAAGCACCACCAUCAGCCCCAGUACCACCACCAGCAGCAGCAGCAGCAGCAGCAGUUUAGGUAGGUAAUAAUAGUUCAGUCAAAUUUUUAGUUAUAGGUAGGUACAGUGGCCUAGUGAUCGACGCCACACACUUGUGAUCCAGUGGCCCGAAUUCGAGUGCAGCACUGACCUANCAUUUUAGACUUGAGCACCGUUCAUAGGUUUUCCUCAAGGGGAAAUGCAAACAGUUUUAGCUUGUGACUAAAAAGUAUGCCUUAUUUAUUUUGUAAUUGUGUUUAACAGUUGCGGAGUAAUGUGAUGGUUAUUAUAUUUUCUCAUAUAGCUGUUCCUGACCAUGAGCCGCCAACUUCGAAAAUAUUUUAUGGCGAAAUUAUGUAUCUUUAUCUCAUUCGCAUCGAUUGCAAAUGGAAGCACCACCAUCAGCCCCAGUACCACCAGCAGCAGCAGCAGCAGCAGCAGUUUAGGUAGGUAAUAAUAGUUCAGUCAAAUUUUUAGUUAUAGGUAGGUACAGUGGCCUAGUGAUCGACGCCACACACUUGUGAUCCAGUGGCCCGAUUUCAAGUGCAGCUCUGACCUAGAUUUGAAUUUAAAAUUAAAUUUGGAACUCUUCGGUUAAUUUCCUCGGGCCAUUCUUGCAAAUAACUAGGCCAUGCUUGCCUUUUUGCAAAUUGCUGUGUCACCUUACCCAAAGCCUCCAUAACUACAUAUAUUUUGCAGCCAUAUCACCGAGACAAUUAGAGCGACACAAACAAUAGCUUUAAUGACUGAAAACAAUGUCAAUUUAAACGCACUUUUUCAGUUUUCAUUUUGAUACAUUUCUCUGUGUGGGGGAGUUGAAGCUUUGUACAGUUGCCACAAGACCUACGACUUUUUAAAUUUCAUGGUGAUCCUAUCAGUGUCAGUAAUUGAAUGAUCACCUUUUUUUAAAAUCAUUUUAAGUCUCAGAUUUGAAUUACCGCCCGCGACGCCCCAGGUAAUUGUAGCGUAUAGUGCUGACAUCGUGCGGAAAUGAAUGCAAGUGAUAUGAUACACUCCGGACCUACGGAAUUUUCAUGUAUAUGUUAUAGUUAAUUUUUCGUCUCAGAGUUUUUUUUCCUUUUGUUUUUGGUUAUUGUAAAGUAUGCUAUAUGAAGUUGACACAAACGAAAAAUGAAAAUUACCUGAGUUAAAAAAAAUAACUACAGCGUAUACAUAUAGCGUGUGUUAAAUUUAUUCUCUUAGUUUUUUUCGGUUUAGAGUAAGUAUGUAACGAACGUGAAUAAACGGUGUUUAACUUAAAAGCAGUGUAUUACAGUAAUGCUCUGGGAAUCUGAGUCUCCAUGGUUGGCAUUGAUAGGCGGAGUGUCGGAAUGAAAAUUGCGAUAAAUUUAGGUUUGAUUUCAUUUCAGUGUUAAUGCUGGUGUAACUCAGAAGUGUUGCCAGUAAUAACGCAACUGUAUGUACUACUUACAGACGUCACAGACGUUUAUUAGAUGCUGAAUUCGGUCAAAAAUAUAUAUCACAUGACGAAAAUAGACAGGGUCCUGCAGAGGUGUAAGAUUUAACUGAUCGAUUUCUUUGCUUUUAUUCAAAUGACACCACCAAAUAGGUGAUUACACUGGGCAAUAAAUCUAACAAGGUAGCAUAACAAAGUACGCAAGUCUGAGAUAAAUUACAGGGGACAGGCUAUAUUCCUUACAUGAUCCAAUACUGAUAGAUUUACUGGUAGUGUUGAAUUGGAUCCACUGGCCUAAAAAUUUUAAGUAAUUGGUAUUAAAACGUACCUGAUGCAAUGUCACGAAGAUAUAUCUAACACUGUCCAUCAAAGUGCUCAAACGGAAAAAAAAGCAGAUAGCGUCUAGCUAACAAUGAUGGAUAAAGUUGAACUAGCAUGUUAAAUCCGUUUAAAGAAAUCAUACGCGCUGACCACUUGGCCAUCGAGCUUCAUUAAGAGAUAUGUGAGCUAUCUUAUUCUCUUUUCUCUACUUUGACAGAAAUACCUUCUUGUAAAGUUUAUCGUACGCAUUAAUGUCAUAACCGUCCAAAUGUCUACGUUACUAAUGUGGGCAUCGCGAAUUGUCUCAGUGUUUCUUUGAUCGUUAGCCAGCGUUAAUACCUCAGUUUCAUCCCUCAUAGAAUCCGUCAGCACAUUAAGCACCUUGCAGGCUACAUCAGCUAUGACCUCCAGCACAUUUUAGACUUGAGCACCGUUCAUAGGUUUUCCUCAAGGGGAAAUGCAAACAGUUUUAGCUUGUGACUAAAAAGUAUGCCUUAUUUAUUUUGUAAUUGUGUUUAACAGUUGCGGAGUAAUGUGAUGGUUACUAUAUUUUCUCAUUAGCUGCUCUUGACCAUGAGUCGCAAACUUGGAAAAUAUUUUAUGGCGAAAUUAUGUAUCUUUAUCUCAUUCGCAUCGAUUUCAAAUGGAAGCACCACCAUCAGCCCCAGUACCACCACCAGCAGCAGCAGCAGCAGCAGCAGUUUAGGUAGGUAAUAAUAGUUCAGUCAAAUUUUUAGUUAUAGGUAGGUACAGUGGCCUAGUGAUCGACGCCACACACUUGUGAUCCAGUGGCCCGAAUUCGAGUGCAGCACUGACCUAGAUUUGAAUUUAAAAUUAAAUUUGGAACUCUUCUGUUAAUUUCCUCGGGCCAUUCUUGCAAAUAACUAGGCCAUGCUUGCCUUUUUGAAAAUUGCUGUGUUAUACCCAAAGCCUCCAUAACUACAUAUAUUUUUGCAACCAUAUCACCGAGACAAUUAGAGUGACACAAACAAUAGCUUUAAUGACUGAAAACAAUGUCAGCUUAAAUGCACUUUUUCAGUUUUCAUUUGUAUACAUUUCUCUGUGGCUUUCUUCAAAACGACAACUCCAUGAUGAAAUCGAAAUUUUCUCGGGGAAAGUGACGAAACGUUUUCCUUGUGUCUGCAAGUCACUACACAACAUCUUUAUGAUGAUAAGGCAUCGUGAACAAAUUCCACUAUCUGAAACUCUCGUUCGCAGUUGACUCGUCCCAUUUAAGGGAAUCCAAGACAGUCUUGGAUUCUGGAUUCCACUCCUCGAAUUCUGGAUCCCAGGUACUGAAUUCCGGACUUUGUCAGUAGAACUCGGAUUCCGGAUUCCUUGAGCUGUAUCCCGGAUUCCAAAGUCCAUGAUCCUGGAUCCCACAAACAAUUAUUUUCCGGAUUCUGGAAUCGAGAUUCCUUUAUAUGGCCGGGGAGGGCUACGCCCCAGGUAAUUGUAGCGUUUAGUGCUGACCGCGUGCGGAAAUGAAUGCAAGUGAUAUGAUACACUCCUACGGAAUUUUCAUGUACAUGUUGUAGUUCUAUUUUCAUCUCAGGUUUUUUUUGUUUUCUUUUGUUUUUGGGUAUGGUAAUGUAUGCAAAUGAAGUUGAAACAAACGAAAAAUAAAAAUUACCUGGGUUAAAAAAAUAACUACAGCUUAUACAUAUAGCGUGUGUUAAAUUUAUUCUCUUAGUUUUUUUCGGUUUAGAGUAAGUAUGUAACGAACGUGAAUAAACGGUGUUUGACUUAAAAGCAGUGUAUUACAGUAGUGCUCUGGGAAUCUGAGUCUCCAUGGUUGGCAUUGAUAGGCGGAGUGUCGAGAUGAAAAUUGCGAUAAAUUAAGGUUUGCUUUCAUGUCAAUGUUGAUACUGGUGUAACUCAGAAGUGUUGCCAGUAAUGAUCCAGCUGUAUCUACUAGUUACAGACGUCACAGACGUUUAGAUGCUGAAUUCGGUCAAAAAUAUAUAUUACAUGAAGAAAAGAGACAGUGUCCUGCAGAGGUAUAAGAUUUGACUGAUAGAUUUCUUUGCUUUUUAUUCAAAUGACACCACCAAAUGAUUGACGCUGGGCAAUAAAUCUAGCAAGGAGCAUAACAACGUAGACAGUCUGAGAUAAAUUACAUGGGACAGGCUAUAUUCCUUACAUGAUCCAAUACUGAUACAUUUACUGCUAGUGUUGAAUUGGAUCCACUGGCCUAAAAAUUUGAAGUAAUUACGAUUGAAACGUACCUGAUAAAAUGUCAGGAAGAUAUCUCUUACACUGUCCAUCAAAGUGCUCAAACGGAAAAAAAAACAGAUAGCGUCUAGCUAAUUAUGAUGGAUAAAGUUGAACUAGCAUGUUAAAUCCGUUUAAAGAAAUCAUACGCGCUAACCACUUGGCCAUCGAGCUUCAUAAGAGAUACGUGAGCUAUCUUACUCUCGUUUCCCUACUUUGACAGGAAUACCUUCUUGUAAAGUUUAUCGUACACAUUAAUGUUAUAACCGUCCGAUUGUCUACAUUAUUAAUGUUGUCAUCACGAAUUGUCUAAGAGUUUCGUGUUUCUUUGAUUCUUAGCCAGCGUUAGUACCUCACUUUCAUCCAUCAUGGAAUCCGUCAGCACAAUAAGCAGCUUGCAGGCUACACCAGCUAUGACCUCCAGCAGCUCAAACACAGUCUCCACUUCGGCGCUGUCCAGUUGCUCUUAUUGGUGCAGGUGCAGCUCUGUCACUGGUGAGUAAGUGACAUGUGUUUGUCGUUCACUUAAUGGAGAAGCUUAGAUCCGACGAUGAAAUAGAUUAGAUAAGCGAAACAACAACUCUGCACGUGAAUCAUAUUUUAUUUUUGUACAUUUCUUUGCGUCACUGCACGACUACGACGCGAAAAUGCCUUAUUUCACGUUUUAUGGAGGGCGUAAACAAGCGACGAUAUUUACAAAGACUGAAAAAACGCGAAGUCAUUUUUAAAAUGACGCUCUCGUUUUCGUUGUCGUCGCCGUCGUCCCAUCGUCCCACUAAAACGGGGAACGAGAAGCGGGGAAAGAACGUGGGGAAAGGGAAAAUGAAAACUGGGAACAUAACAGACAAUUGUAAAUGAAGUUAAUGAUAGGGUUAGGGUUCAAGUUAGGUUUUGUUCCUAUUCUUCAUUUUCCCUCUCCUCGUGUUUGUUCCCCGCUCCAAGAUCCCCGUCUUAGUAAUAUACGCCGUCACUGCACGCUUAGACGUAAAAGUGCCUAAUUUCACUUGUCAUGGAGGACUUAAACAGCGGCCCCUAAAUUUUCUUUCCCUUUCUGAACUUGGAUAUGGUUCCCAGGAAUUCAACUACAGUAGAGUUCGCCUACAUUAAAUGACAAGGUAAGUGAGUUGGAAUAAUCGCGGUGAAGAUUGAAAAAAUGCGAAGUUUUCGCCGGUGAAGCUGUCUCCGGAUCUUACGUUGUUCUUGACUCUUGAACGAUAGCCAAGACUGAACGGAUAAAAAUGUAGAACUUUCAGUGUACUUGCUUUGUGUCUCCAUGUUUUCGAAUGUUCUAAAAGUUAACUCAUUUUUGUUCAAGCCUUUCCUUAAUCAGUUAAGAAUGUUGUUUUUCCGGCACAGGCUGAAUAUUCUUAUUUUUCCGCCGAUUUUAGGCUGAAAAUAUUCCUCUACUACUCUUAAUUAAAUUAUAUUUAAAAAGUUAAAAACAAACAAUUCAGAUUUUCAACACACAAAAUUAUAUCCUUUUCAAAAUCUCAGCCACGGUUUAUUCUAAAAAUAUUCUUAAAAUGUCGCAAAUUUCAGCCUCGAUGGUCUUAAUAUAAUUUUAUAAAAAUGAAAGAGUGUAUUCUUGUCGGUGUCAAAAUGUUUAUACCGUUUAGAAUGAGAAUCAUUCGACUGCCUUUUUUUAAAGUUGUAUUUUCCCUUUGCGCAGUGCCUUCAUUAACGUCGAGUGUCAGGAUGGCUGAGGCAUCAAAUACGUCAUCAGUUCAUUCUACUACGUCAUCCGCUUUCACCACCACCUUUUCGUUUCCUACUUCGUCUUCCACUAGCAGGUCAUCUGUUAUGAGCCACAGCUCUUCGACUUUCGAUAUGACCCCAUCAACACUUACAAUUUCAUCUAGCGACAGCGUUAGUUGGAGUUACUCGAGUUCUUCUUCGGUUUUUUGCCCCAGUGCAUGUUUAUGGGAGAACAGGUGUUACCAAAGUAAGUCAUAUAACUAUAAUUGAAAGAGACAUUUAAACGUGCGAAUCACCGUAGUCAAAUGGCUACUUCUGCACUAUUGACAGAUCUACAAAUGCACAAAUUUACAAUAAAGGGCCUCUAAAUCUUGAGUACGGUUGACCGGGCUGGUCCGGUUUCUGAGAUCUCGCUUACUCAUAAAUCCUUUGUAAAAUUUUCGAUCUGUUCAUAUGAGAGCGCGGGCUAGCUCGGUCUUCGAUAUAUCUGUUUUUCCAACCAGGAUCUCGGUAAGCGGACUGGAGAAUUUUGCCAUAUGAACACUUCAAACCAGUUACCGGGAUGAAAGCGGGAUGAAUUCGGUGACCGAGAUGGCAUCGUCUUGCUUUGCCUGCUGUAUUUUCCACAUCAUAAGUAUCACAUUUAAUUACAGUGAUACAGCUAUAAGAGUUGCCAAAGCUAUGAUUGGCGCGAAAGUUAUAUCUUUGUAUUUCGCCAUGGUUUGGUUCUCGAAAUUUGCGCCAGAAACUCUUCGCGGCCUUUUAUCAUCUCGGAAACGGGGCUGAAAUUACUUAUAUGAACCCAAGACGAAAUAAGUCCCGUUAACCGGGCCAUGUGAAGAGGUCCUAAACUGCAUAGAACCCGCACAAACUUGAAUUUUUUUCAGGCUUCUUUUCUCACCUGUAGACGUUGCUUUUAUGACUGCUAUGAACGUCCUUAACAAUUAAAUCUUCAUCCCGCAGUUCUCUUAUAGUUUUCAUAUAUUCAUUUAUUUCACUCGUUUUAAAACGAGACAACAAAAUCACCAGCUCCCAGUUGGCUUAUUAGCUAAAUUGUUAGAGCAGUGCACCGCUUUCACGGAGGUUAAGAGUUCAAAUCCCGUACAAGGCCGGAUCUCUUAAGGCUUUCUCUUCGCAACUGUAAAAGUUACGUUUAUAACUGUCAAGAUCGUCCUUACAUUUAAUUAGUAUAAACUCUGUUUUCAUUUAGAUUUUACCCAAAGUACACAGACCGGGUCAUCUUCAUCAUCAUCAUCAUCACCAUCGUCGUCGUCGUCGCUAUCAGCAGUAGCGACUUUGAUAAACUCAAAUCUCGUUUCAGCUACUAAUUCGCAAACAACACCAUCAUCUUUUUUUGCUACUCCCGUUAUGUCGACUACAUCCUCGAGUUUUGCUGUUCCAACAACCCUGUGGACUUAUUCAUCGACCUUUACUCCGAGUGUUGCAUUGACUCCGUCCGUAACAACAACUGCUUCAACGUAUUUAUCAACUCCGGCUUUGUCAGAAUCAUUAUCCACGUCUUCCGUUACAACAUCUGUGUCACCAUCUUUGUCGGCUGCUACCCUAACUGUGUUUACAACGCAACCUGCAUCAAUAACAACAACUACGGCGACCUCUUCAUCUGUCUCUUCUCCAACUGUGUCAUCAUCGUCACCGACUUCUUUUCCAACAAUUGCAGCAAUAUCUUCACUGUCCUCAAGUCAACCCGCGUCAACUUCAUCAUCAACAUAUUCCGUUCACACAACAUUAUCAGCAUCUUCGCUGACCUCUACUGCAACGUCAUCAUCGUCACUUAUUCUCCCAAUUGCAGAGUCGACAUUUUCAUUGUCCUCUUCUCCAACUCUGGAGUCGACUCCUUCCAUUACACUAACUGCGUCAACACCAUUAUCAAUCAGGCCAACUUUGUCAGCUUCAUUGUCAUCGUCUUCCGUUUCAACAACUGUUUCAACAUCACUGUGGACCUUUCCCCCGACUGUCACUCCUUCUAUGACAACAACUCUGUCGACAUUUUCAACUAUCUUCUUUCCAGCUAUGUCUUUAUUGACCUCGGGUCCAUCCGCGACAUCAUCUUUGUCGAUUAGUUCUGCCCCAGCUGUUUCGACGCCACCAUCUAUUUCUCUGACAAAAUCUACGUCGAUGUCCUCUUCCUCCACUCCAAGUGUCUCCUCACCGGCGUCUACUUUUUCCUCUACAAUUUUAUCGACGUCUUUAUUGAUUUCGAUUCUAACCUCGUCAACAUCAUCAUCAGCUAAUUCUGCUGAAACAACUUUGUCAUCAUCUUCACAGACGUCUUCUCCCACUGUGGCCACGUUAUUAUCAUCUUUGUCGACUAGUUCUGCCCCAGCUGUUUCGACGCCACCACCUCUUUCUCUGACAAAAUCUACGUCGAUGUCCUCUUCCUCCACUCCAAGUGUCUCCUCACCGGCGUCGACUUUUUCCCCUACAAUUUUAUCAACGUCUUUAUUGAUCUCGAUUCUAACCUCGUCAACAUCAUCAUCAGCUAAUUCUGCUGCAACAACUUUGUCAUCAUCUUCACAGACGUCUACUCCUACUGUGGCCACGUUAUUAUCGUCUCCGUUCCUCACGAAAACUCCGUCGCCACAAUUAUCGACCUCUAAUCCAAUAGCUUCCGUGUUAUCAUCGAUUCAGUCCAUGACAGAAACAUCUUUCACCACU